GACCAGCAUGGAGCUCCCCAAGCGGCAGGGCCUAUGGGCCUCAGAAGCAGCCGCGCGGGUGAGCCUCUCUUUCUGCCCUCCUGCGGCUCGAGUUGCGAAAUUCUCAACAUGUAACACUGGGGAUUCAAGCUUCGGCCCCGCGGCGGCUGGUGGCUGGGGGGUGCCGGGUGGGGGCCCCGGCGCCCAGCGGUCUCACGCCCUGCCUGUCCCCACAGUGUGCCCCAGCGCGUGCGGGAAGCGGGCGUGCACGGAGACCCACGAGUGCUGCCACCCCGAGUGCCUGGGCAGCUGCAGCGCGCCCGACAACGCCACGGCCUGCGUGGCCUGCCGCCACUACUACUACGCCGGCAUCUGCGUGCCCAGCUGCCCGCCCAACACCUACCGCUUCGAGGGCUGGCGCUGCGUGGACCGCGACUUCUGCGCCAACAUCCCCAACGCCGAGAGCAGCGACUCCGAGGGCUUCGUCAUCCACGACGGCGAGUGCAUGCAGGAGUGCCCGUCGGGCUUCAUCCGCAACGGGAGCCAGAGCAUGUACUGCAUCCCUUGCGAAGGCCCUUGUCCCAAAGUGUGUGAGGAAGAAAAGAAGACGAAGACCAUUGAUUCUGUCACUUCUGCUCAGAUGCUCCAAGGAUGCACCAUCUUCAAAGGCAAUCUGCUCAUCAACAUCCGACGCGGCAACAACAUCGCUUCGGAACUGGAGAACUUCAUGGGGCUCAUCGAGGUGGUGACGGGCUACGUGAAGAUCCGCCACUCCCAUGCCUUGGUCUCCUUAUCCUUCCUGAAGAACCUGCGCCAGAUCCUGGGGGAGGAGCAGCUGGAGGGGAACUACUCCUUCUACGUCCUUGACAACCAGAACUUGCAGCAGCUGUGGGACUGGGACCACCGCAACCUGACCAUCAAAGCUGGGAAAAUGUACUUUGCGUUCAAUCCCAAAUUGUGUGUCUCGGAGAUUUACCGCAUGGAGGAAGUGACGGGGACGAAAGGGCGCCAGAGCAAAGGGGACAUAAACACCAGGAACAAUGGGGAGCGAGCCUCCUGUGAAAGUGACGUCCUGCACUUCACCUCCACCACCACGUGGAAGAACCGGAUCAUCAUCACCUGGCACCGGUACCGGCCCCCCGACUACCGGGACCUCAUCAGCUUCACCGUCUACUACAAGGAAGCCCCCUUUAAAAACGUCACGGAGUAUGAUGGGCAGGACGCCUGCGGCUCCAACAGCUGGAACAUGGUGGACGUGGACCUGCCGCCCAACAAGGACGUGGAGCCCGGCAUCUUGCUGCACGGGCUGAAGCCCUGGACACAGUACGCCGUUUACGUCAAGGCCGUGACCCUCACCAUGGUGGAGAAUGACCACAUCCGUGGGGCCAAGAGCGAGAUCUUGUACAUUCGCACCAACGCCUCAGUUCCUUCCAUCCCCCUGGAUGUCCUCUCGGCCUCAAACUCCUCUUCUCAGCUGAUCGUGAAGUGGAACCCGCCCUCCCUGCCCAACGGCAACCUGAGCUACUACAUCGUGCGCUGGCAGCGCCAGCCCCAGGACAGCUACCUGUACCGGCAUAACUACUGCUCCAAAGACAAAAUCCCCAUCAGGAAGUAUGCCGAUGGCACCAUCGAUGUCGAGGAGGUGACGGAGAACCCCAAGACCGAGGUGUGCGGCGGGGAGAAAGGGCCGUGCUGUGCUUGCCCCAAAACUGAAGCCGAGAAGCAGGCGGAGAAGGAGGAGGCCGAAUACCGCAAGGUCUUCGAGAACUUCCUGCACAACGCCAUCUUCGUGCCCAGACCCGAACGGAAGCGGAGGGAGGUCAUGCAGAUCGCCAACACCACUGUGUCCAGCCGGAGCAGGAACACCACAGUGCUGGACACCUACAACAUUACAGACCCGGAAGAGCUCGAGACCGAGUACCCUUUCUUUGAGAGCAGAGUGGACAACAAGGAGAGAACUGUCAUCUCCAACCUCCGGCCUUUUACUCUGUACCGAAUCGACAUCCACAGCUGUAACCACGAGGCUGAGAAGCUUGGCUGCAGCGCCUCCAACUUUGUCUUUGCGAGAACGAUGCCUGCAGAAGGGGCAGAUGACAUUCCUGGGCCAGUGACCUGGGAGCCAAGGCCUGAGAACUCCAUCUUUUUAAAAUGGCCAGAACCUGAGAAUCCCAAUGGAUUGAUCCUCAUGUAUGAAAUAAAAUACGGAUCCCAAGUCGAGGAUCAGCGGGAAUGUGUGUCCAGACAGGAGUACAGGAAGUAUGGCGGGGCCAAGCUCAACCGGCUCAACCCGGGGAACUACACAGCCCGCAUCCAGGCCACCUCUCUCUCUGGGAACGGGUCGUGGACGGAUCCCGUGUUCUUCUACGUUCAGGCCAAGACAACGUAUGAGAACUUCAUCCACCUGAUCAUCGCUCUGCCCAUUGCGGUUCUGUUGAUAGUGGGAGGGUUGCUUAUGAUGCUGUACGUCUUCCAUAGAAAAAGAAAUAACAGCAGGCUGGGAAAUGGAGUGCUGUAUGCCUCUGUGAACCCGGAAUAUUUCAGCGCAGCUGAUGUGUACGUGCCUGACGAGUGGGAGGUGGCCCGGGAGAAGAUCACCAUGAGCCGGGAGCUGGGCCAGGGCUCCUUCGGGAUGGUCUACGAAGGCGUGGCCAAGGGCGUGGUCAAGGACGAGCCCGAGACCAGGGUGGCCAUUAAGACGGUGAACGAGGCCGCCAGCAUGCGCGAGCGGAUCGAGUUUCUCAACGAGGCCUCGGUGAUGAAGGAGUUCAACUGUCACCAUGUGGUGCGCUUGCUGGGCGUGGUGUCCCAGGGCCAGCCGACGCUGGUCAUCAUGGAACUGAUGACCCGGGGGGACCUCAAAAGUUAUCUCCGGUCUCUGAGGCCAGAAAUGGAGAAUAAUCCAGUCCUAGCACCUCCCAGCCUAAGCAAAAUGAUCCAGAUGGCUGGUGAGAUUGCAGAUGGCAUGGCAUACCUCAACGCCAAUAAGUUUGUCCACAGAGACCUCGCUGCCCGGAACUGCAUGGUGGCCGAAGAUUUCACAGUCAAAAUCGGAGAUUUUGGGAUGACGAGAGACAUCUAUGAGACGGACUAUUACCGGAAGGGGGGGAAGGGGCUGCUGCCCGUCCGCUGGAUGUCCCCCGAGUCCCUCAAGGACGGAGUCUUCACCACUCACUCUGACGUCUGGUCCUUUGGGGUUGUCCUCUGGGAGAUCGCCACGCUGGCCGAGCAGCCGUACCAGGGCCUGUCCAACGAGCAGGUCCUUCGCUUCGUCAUGGAGGGUGGCCUUCUGGACAAGCCGGACAACUGUCCUGACAUGCUGUUUGAGCUGAUGCGCAUGUGCUGGCAGUACAACCCCAAGAUGCGGCCUUCGUUCCUGGAGAUCAUCAGCAGCGUCAAGGACGAGAUGGAGGCGGGCUUCCGCGAGGUCUCCUUCUACUACAGCGAGGAGAACAAGCCCCCGGAGCCCGAGGAGCUGGACCUGGAGCCCGAGAACAUGGAGAGCGUGCCGCUGGACCCGUCGGCGUCCUCGGCCUCGCUGCCGCUGCCCGACAGACACUCAGGACACAAGGCCGAGAACGGCCCGGGCCCGGGCGUGCUGGUCCUGCGGGCCAGCUUCGACGAGAGGCAGCCCUACGCGCACAUGAACGGGGGCCGCAAGAACGAGCGCGCCCUGCCCCUGCCCCAGUCCUCGACCUGCUGA
This is a messenger RNA of Rangifer tarandus platyrhynchus (Svalbard reindeer), 3679 nucleotides long. Lineage: Eukaryota; Metazoa; Chordata; Mammalia; Artiodactyla; Cervidae. The record is from the annotation of a GenBank genome assembly.